AGGAAAAGAGCGAGAGAGAAAAGAGAGCGAAGAGAGAGAGAGAAAAAAGAGAGCAAGAGAGAGAGAGAGAAAAGAGAGCGAGAGAGAGAGCGAGGAAAGAGCGAGGGAAAGAGAGCGAGGGAAAGAGAGCGAGAAAGAGAGCGAGGAAAAGAGCGAAGGAAAGAGAGCGAGAGAGAGAGAGAAAAAGAGCGAGAGAGAGAAAAAGAGCGAGAGAGAGAAAAAGCGAGAGAGAGAAAAGAAGAGCGAGAGAAAAAAGAGCGAGAGAAAAAGAGAGCAGAGAAAAAGAGACGAGAGAAAGAGAAGCGAGAGAAAGAGGAGAGAGAG
This is a messenger RNA of Carcharodon carcharias (great white shark), 324 nucleotides long. RefSeq names its product RNA-binding protein 25-like. The annotation marks the transcript as partial. Lineage: Eukaryota; Metazoa; Chordata; Chondrichthyes; Lamniformes; Lamnidae. The record is from RefSeq and is a predicted model, not a curated record. The transcript has 4 exons.